Pectinophora gossypiella (pink bollworm) is the source of this 5757-nucleotide messenger RNA. RefSeq names its product neuroglobin-like. Gene Ontology annotation, molecular function: heme binding; oxygen binding. The transcript is spliced from 4 exons. The coding region runs from base 645 to 1226 and encodes 193 amino acids. The record is from RefSeq and is a predicted model, not a curated record. Lineage: Eukaryota; Metazoa; Arthropoda; Insecta; Lepidoptera; Gelechiidae.
GCCAGUCUUGCUCGACGCUCCUCCGCGGUCGCUUCAGGCUUUGAGCGACUGAAAUAUACGUGUGUUGUGCUGUGAAGUGUGUGUGCUUUAUCGGAUUGUGACUACUCUUUGGUAGCUUCGUAAACGCCAGAUAAGAUUACACACAGAAGAUGUGACAAGGACAACAGAAUUAUUGCCGUCUUAAGGAAAAACAAUAAAAACAAAUAUGAAAAUGUCAAGUGAAAGAAAUACAGUGAGGUAACAGGACCAUAAUAUAAAUAUAGAAGUGUUCAUCUAGUCAGUGACGUCAUAGAUUAGAUUAUAAUGUUCUUGAUAAAGUGUCAUAAGUGUUAUAGUAGGCAUACAGUCUUGUAACAGUGAAAUAAUCAGUGUCACCGGAGAUACGGUACAAACAAAAAUAUAAAACGAAUUCUUAAUUUAAAAGUAAAGCUUAGUCGAAAAAUUAAAUAUUUGUGUGUAAAAUUCUAUAAUUCCAAAAACGAAUUCUAAAUUCGAUAAAAAUAAGCGUCAAUCAGAACAACGUUUCAAAAAAAGAACAACAUGUCUGGCCUGUGAAAAACAGUGAUUUAAACAAAUUAAGAAGAUAGAUAAUGUGCAGUGAAACAGUGUGACGAAGUGAUGUCAAUUUAGAAGUGUUUUCCAAAAUGGGUUGCCAGUUGGGUAAACUGGCGGCGUCGGAGCGCCGAGGGGUGAAUGCGGCGCCCGAUCUGGCCGAUGGGCCUCCACCGGCGACGGACCCGCGCCUGCCGCUCACCGCGAAGCAAAAGUACUCCAUGCUCGCCUCAUGGAAGGGCAUCUCCAGGGCCAUGGAAAAGACUGGCAUAUGUAUGUUUAUAAAAUUGUUCGAAGAGAACCAGGACCUCCUAAACAUGUUCGAGAAGUUCCGCCAGUGUCGAACGAAGGAGGAGCAGAUCAACUCUAUGGAGCUGGCUGAGCAUGCCAACAACGUCAUGAACACUCUUGACGAAGGCAUCAAGGGUCUCGACGAUUUGGACAACUUCUUCGAGUACAUCCACCAGGUCGGCGCCAGCCAUAGGAGAAUACCUGGGUUCAAAGUCGAAUAUUUUUGGAAAAUCGAAGCACCGUUCCUAGCAGCGGUAGAAUCCACGCUAGGGGACCGCUACACGCCCAAUGUGGAGAAUAUUUACAAAAUCACCAUAAAGUUCAUCUUAGAGACACUCGUCGAUGGCUACGAAAAGGGUGGAAACAAACCCAACUCCACGUGAGCUAAAAAAUGAACUAGAUUAAAAAAAUAACGGCCAAAAUGGCUUUAUACCAAACAGGCAUAUUAAAAAGUUAAAUUAAUGGGAUUGCUAUAUUGUUAAAAUGGGGAGACGGACUUUUAUAUUUGAAAUUGCUAAUGGCGCCAAAGUUACUUAGGUAAAUAGCCAUUAAAAGAAAAAGUGGAAGCAUUUGACGUUUUGGCUGUCACAAUGCACAGCGCUAUUUAUCGAGCUCCCCAUAAAACGGCCUUUUUCAAACAAGAACUUGUAAAAAUGGAGUGAAUUAUAAUGUGUCAAUUUAACGAUGAAAGAAGAACAUCUUUAUGUAAAUGUGUAUAAUGUUAAUAAUUUAAAGCAUUUGUUAAUGUAUUAUAGUUGUAAUUGUUUUCUCUAAGCGUCUGUGUUCGAGCUGCGUCGUAUUAUGACCAAAAAUAUAAUAUUUAAGGUCACCAUUGGUUCACUAAGCAGGGAACAUAAUGUUAGAGUCUCUUCAUUAGUACGCUUUUAAUAGUAAAACUAUUAUUUUUAAGAAAUAGUAAAAUAUUUGUAGAUAUAGUCCCCAUGCAGUGAUGUGAGUGUGUAAUAUUAUGUUCUAAUAUAUAUGUCACAAAGCUUAUUAUACGUAUAUUACUACUGUAUUAUUUUUAAAUUAUUUUAUUCGUCGUUAUUAUUAAAUUGUACUACUAUCGAACCUAUAUUACGUGGCUGGUCCAUUAUAGGAUGUUCAAUUUAAAAUUUAAUGUAUUUUGUAAUUAAAUUCAACAUUUAUUAUCAUUAAUAAUUAUUAUUAUAAAUUGCGUCUUCCGAUGUGCGAAUGUCAUUUUAUUUUUAAUUGAUUUAAUAAACUGGUCAUGUUUUAAUUCGUACCUAAAGUCACUUUUUAUAUAUUAAAAUGUAUUUAAUAUUAUUCAGUAUUAUGUAUAUUUAAUUAAAGAAUGGCACAAGAUGUCGCACAAACACCUUCGAUGGUGUUGUUAUGCAUUAUUCCAAAUGCAGUGCAUUUUAAAGUGACUUUGAAGUUAAAACAAAAGUAAAAUUAAGCACAAAAAAUAAAACCUAAUAACACCUAUAUUAUUAAGUUAAUAGUGCAUUUGUGUGCGCAAAAGGUACAGUGUAUUUUUUAAUUUCACUCUUUCGUUCACCAAUUUCUUACGUUUUCUUUAACUUCAAGGCCACUAAAAUGCAUGUUUUAUAAAAUGCGUAUUUAGAACUAAAUAUGUAUUUAGCACAAACAUGUUUAAAAAAGUAAAAAUAAAAAGGUGUCUAUAGUAUUUUCUAUUUCUACUUUAGAAUAUCCGAACAAUUUGUGGAUGAUAUAUUUUUGACAUUUUUAAAAAUGUUUAAAAUGGAAGUCAUUUUUAUCUACACUGAUAAACUUAUUCAAUUACUUUUUCCACCAACUUAUCUUCUUAAUUUUAAAUACCUACACUGUUGACAAUUUAAAUCCAAACUCCAAUAUUUCAAUAAUAUUUAUUAAAAUAAUUUACAGAGGGAUAGAUCUAAUUAUAAAUUAAAAUAUUUACCUACGCCUAAAAUACUGGUUGCUGACAUUAACAAUCUAAAUGAUUUAUUAAAUAAUAAUCUAAAUGAUGAAUAAUUUUUACUCUUUUAUUACUUAUAUUCAAUUCGUAUAUUCUUCUUCUUCUUUUAAUCCUUUUAUUUUGGGCCCUACAUGGGCUCGAAUAACAGAUUUCCACUCCUCGCCAUCUUUUGCGGCGUCUGUAUUUCAUAUAUUAUUGAUAAAUGAAAAAUAAAUUUUACCUAGUUCAAAUGCAGCCAAAGGCCGUACGAAAACACUCAAAAACGUAACUUAACAUCUAUGUCCCAAUUGGGGCAAUCAAAGAUAUAUCCAUCGCAAGUUAAACUAUACCUGUAUAUACCUGUGUGUAUAUAAGAACUGACUGCACGCUUCGCCAAGCUAUCUCCUAGACCAACGUCAUAAGUGGAAACUCCAAAAAACUAAUCAACUCUUCAAGGCUAGAUUGAAUAGGCUUUCUGUGAAAGCAUGUCGCUUCCUAAGCCAUAUCGUCAUUUACCAGGUGAGAUAUAGUAGACAUUAAAAACAACACAUUUAUCAAGUGGAAACUUAAUUGGACCACUGUGUCGGACGUUCGUUUAGUCAAGCCUUAAAUGAAAUCGUUAACGGAAAAUAAAUUGCUUUCCAAUUUUCACUUAGACCAGGAAGUAAUACAAAAACAAGCCAAUCUACGCUUUAUUUUUGAUAGAAUAUAAAUUUUCAUGCAUUUUUUUGUGUCAACAAGUUAGGGACAAGUGAUAUUUGAAAAAAAAAAUACUUACUACGAACUCACCUAUCUUUAAAAAAAAUUCAAAAAUUCGUACCUUUUCUUGUAGAAAAGAUAAUAGAACAAAAAGCAGUCGACAAUGGUCAACCCUGCGUUAUAAAGAGAUGAAAGGAAGAUGAAUGGGGUCACGAAAAUCAAAGACAUAUUACAGCUUGGAGCAAGCCCUUGAAAUACAAAGGGAAGGGUACUUACACGAGCAAAGGGACCUUCAAAAAGUUACAUUUACAUACCCUCGUAUAUUAAGAUAUAUAAGACCCCCCCAUCAAAAUGAACUCACGCGUAACUAUUUUUAUUUCAGAAUAAAUGUCGCAUUUUUCUUUUUUUUAAUACUUAGGUGGACAAAUGGGGAGCGUUGAAGGCUCACACCCAGUAUACAAUUUUAAACAAGAGACCUGAGGGUGCCCAGUUGGGCGAAAAUGUCGCACGUGUGCUUUACUUAUAUUCAAAAUAAAACAGCUAAAAAAAUGAAAUUUAUCGUCUCAAGGCUCUAUAUAUAGCAGAUAAUUGUCAUAAAUAUUACUAAAGGCCACGUCGCCAAACAAUUUAUAUUGAAAUGGUUACGUCGCCAAAGCGUCGCCAAGUGAGUUACCUGUCAUACGUUUCAAUAUAUUUUUUUUUUAUUUAUUUAUUUAUUUGAUAAACUUUGAGUAGGUAUACAGUUUUGACGCAUAGCAUCGCUAAACCAGGAAUGGUUUGUCUCGAUGCUAGGUAAACGAUAUGAAGUGUUAGGCAACCUGGCUAUGGCGUCUCAGUGAGUAAUUGCCAUCAUAGUGAAAAUACAUUAAAUAUAUGUUGAAACGGGGUAUAUUAUAAUUUAAGUUUUAUUGGUUCGCUAAACAGGCAAGCAUCUUUCUUAGAACAUAAAAGUCCCUAUUCAUGUCAAUAAUUCAAAAGCCAAUGAAAUUCAGAAAUCUUGGUGAGAUGUAUGUACAUAUGUCUACCAAAACUAAGAUAUAGUCGUGAGUUUAUGUUAAAUGUGUUGUUAUAUUAAAACUCAUGACUAAAUUAAAACAUAUAAAAGGCACAAGAAAUAGCGAUUGUUGUCUUAACUGUAAUAAGCAAACGUAAUAUUUUCCAGUUGUGUUCAGUUUCUUUCUCUUUGCGUUUUAUACUUUCAUGUUCGUAUAAUGAGACAUCCUUUGUUUGUAGUAUUAUAAAAAUGUUUUCUUUUAACGUAAGUUAUGAAAAAAAUCUGGGACUAAGUAACAAGUAUUUAUUUUCUAUUAUAAUCUUUAUGUAUUAAUAAAUUUCCUUCCAGUGUCUUCAUAAUUUUUGGAAAAAAUAUUAGUACCAAUUUUUCUGACUAAAAGUUGUAAAAUAAUAAUAGUAAAAACAAAUCAUGAAAUAAUUAUAUUUUACAAGGUAAAUUACAAUUAUGUCUAACCCUUUGAAAAUUCUUAAGAUAUAUAAUAUAAUUAUGGUCCGUGUUGCUCUAUGCUAUACAUAUAUCGACAAAUUAAUAAGUUAUAUACGUAUUAUUUUAAUUCAUUUGAGAAUACAGUCUGCGUGUACAAAAGGAAUUAAAACGAAACAACUUAUCUACAGAACCACUGAAGAAAUAGUACCUAUUUAUAAAACCUUUGGAAGAUCUUGUAUUUUUGUUACAAAUGUACAUUUGGCACUAUCACCAAACAUAUUUUUCAUGACUCUACGUAAAUAUCGUAAUUUUACAAGUCAAAUUAUGGCAACAUUAGUGUUGUUGUCAUUUUGAUUGGAUGAUUAAGACUGGUGUUGCCAAUUCAGACGAAUAAAAUAAGAAUUGGUAGUUUUAUGCAAUGAGUUUACGUAAUGUCAUACUUAUUUCGUUGUGUCAUCUGAAAAUAACGUAUGUAUGAAGUACAAUCAACGGCAAAUAUUUGGGAACAAUCGAAUGUUUCAUAAAGUUAAAUCGAAACUUUUUUUGCGUUUGAGCAACAUGAUUUAAAAUAAAUUAAUCAGAAUAAAAUAAAAAUAUUAUUUAAUUAUAAACUACUUAUUCUGAAAUUAUAAUAUUAAUAUUUAAAUAAACAUAUUUUUAAUGUUCGAAGAAUUUAUAUUUAUUGUAAAAUGAAAGUUAUUUUUUUACGAUUGUUUCCAAGUAUUUGACUCGGAUUGUAGAAGUAAAUAUUGUCUACGUGUAACGUAUAUUUACCACAAUAGUUGUAAGUGAUGAAUGUGUAACAUGUGUUGUCUCUGAUCGAUGUAUCAAAGUGUUAAUUUCAUUUUAAAAAUAAAUAUUAUUUAAAAAUAUG